AUGGGCAAGGUAUGUAGAGAGUCGACCAGAGAACCGCAACUUUGUCAAACAGUUUUGUCAAACAAUGUGAAAUAAAAUGUAAAAAGUUCAGCUAAAAAAGUUCAUUCAAGCUAAACCUGAGUCACUUUUUAUUGCUGUUGCAUCAAACAGAUCAUCUUCUACGAGGACAGGAACUUCCAGGGUCGCUCUUAUGAGUGCAUGAGCGACUGCUCUGAGCUGGGCUCUUACCUGCUCAGGUGCACCUCCUGUAAGGUGGAGAGCGGCUGCUUCAUGGUGUAUGAUCGUCCAAACUAUGUGGGGAACCAGCAUUUCUUGAGUAGGGGCGAGUACUCUGACUUCCAGUCCAUGGGUUUUACCGACUCCAUCCGGUCCUGCCGUUUGAUCCCUCAUGUAAUCAUUGAUUAUUAAUAUGAACUCUCAUGUUGUGAAUGUUUGAUGCCUUAUUCUUAGUCAGACUCUGAUGUCGUAGAGUCCGUAGAGCGCUUUCACUUACUUUCUGCUGUGCUGUUAAAAAUCACACAAGUAUUGAGGUAGACUAUAAAUUCUGCACAGCGCACUCAGAUUUUGGUUCGUUUUUAACUUCUGCAGCACAAGAUUGACUUCUAAAUCUGCUUUAUGUUCCCUUCAACAGUACAGAGGCUCUUUCAGGAUGAGGAUUUAUGAGAGAGAGAACUUCCAGGGCCAGAGCCACGAGCUGAUGGAGGACUGCGACAGCAUCCAAGAACGCUACCGCAUGUCUGACUGCCAGUCCUGCCACGUGAUGGAUGGCCACUGGCUGAUAUACGACCAGCCUCACUUCAGAGGCCGGAUGAUGUAUCUGAGGCCUGGGGAGUACAGGAGCCCCAGGGAAGUGGGAUACAAAGGCGGUAGGCUCAGCUCUGUCAAGCGCAUAACAGAUCCCUGCUGA
Xyrichtys novacula (pearly razorfish) is the source of this 907-nucleotide messenger RNA. The record is from the annotation of a GenBank genome assembly. NCBI's taxonomy places the organism in Eukaryota, Metazoa, Chordata, Actinopteri, Labriformes, Labridae.